Eucalyptus grandis is the source of this 2229-nucleotide messenger RNA. RefSeq names its product LEAF RUST 10 DISEASE-RESISTANCE LOCUS RECEPTOR-LIKE PROTEIN KINASE-like 2.4. The coding region runs from base 134 to 2098 and encodes 654 amino acids. Gene Ontology annotation, biological process: protein phosphorylation. The record is from RefSeq and is a predicted model, not a curated record. NCBI's taxonomy places the organism in Eukaryota, Viridiplantae, Streptophyta, Magnoliopsida, Myrtales, Myrtaceae. Gene Ontology annotation, molecular function: ATP binding; protein kinase activity; polysaccharide binding. The transcript has 3 exons.
AAAUCAACCCAAGUUACCAAAAGAAAACGCUCAGCAAGAAGAUGCAUUUCUUCCCAAGUUAGCCACAAAAUCUUCUCUCUCAAAAGCUGAAUCCUCCUUCUCCCCCGCUGGAGUAAACCGACAGAUUCAGAAAAUGCUUCGCCCUUCCAUUCCCCAUCUUCUUGCCGCUGCCGGCGCCGCCUUCCUCUCGACAUUUCCCACAUCCUCGGCUGCUGUCGAUGAGCGGUACGUCGACUGCGGGCGCCAGUUCAGCUGCGGGAACAUCCGGAACGCGAGCUUUCCUUUCUGGGGUAGUCCACAGCCCUUCUACUGUGGCCUGCCGGAAUUCAAGCUCCUCUGCGAGGAUGGGGUCGCGACCAUGGAAAUCGCGUCGCAGAAGUACCAGGUCCUCGAGAUCGACCACAACAACCACAUCCUGAGGCUCUCGAGAUUGGACUUUUACGAUAGUUUAUGCCCCCCGAGGAUCGUCAACGCCACCAUGAACUACCUCUUCAAGCCUACCAGCGACUUUGGUAACCUCACGCUAUUCUACAACUGCUCGUCCGUGAACACAUCCGUUGCCUCCGGCAAAUUCAGUUGUUAUGGAAACGAUGCAUACAAUGAGAGCAACUAUUACACGAUCGGUUCGGUUCCAAGUGGCGGAGAAUUCGGUUCUUGCCAUGCCAGUGUGACCAUUCCGGUUCUUCCGACAGCAUCAGAGAUCCUGAUGGAGAAUAAGACAUCCUCGCUUGGCGAAGUGAUCAGAGAAGGAUUCGAGGUCCAGUGGGUCGUGGAUCACACGGCGUGCACGGAAUGCCAGAGCUCCGGCGGACGAUGUGGAUACAACACGAGCUUUUUCCAGCCCAUCUGCUUCUGUCCCGAUCGGCCUGAUCUAUUGAGAUGUCUCUCCAAAUCAGGAUUCAAGUUGAGCAUGGAAGCUGGAGUUCUCAUUGGUGCGAUAAUGCUUGGACUCGGAAGUAUAGUCGGGAUGAUAUUCCUCGUCCUUUGCUUGAUGAGAAAACCGACGUCGAAGACUGUGAUCUUCUUCUGGAAGAAGAAAUCAUCAGGCACCUACAGGAUGGAGGCGUUCCUAGAGAAAUGCGGAGGCUUCGCCCCGAAACAGUACAGUUACAAAGAUGUCAAGAAAAUGACCAACUCCCUCAGAGAUAAGCUAGGCCAGGGAGGCUAUGGCAGCGUCUACAAAGGGAAACUGCCCGAUGGCUCGCUAGUGGCGGUGAAGAUAUUGUCCGAGUCCAAAGGCGACGGGAAAGAAUUUCUCAAUGAAGUCGCCAGCAUCAGCAGAACUUCGCACGUCAACAUCGUUACUCUACUCGGGUUCUGUUCUGAGGGGUCGAAACGGGCUCUUGUUUACGAGUUCAUGCCUAAUGGAUCAUUGGAGAAGUAUAUAUUUGCACAGGAUCAGGCAACGGAUGUUGAUCACCUGGGAUGGGAGAAAAUUUACCAAAUUGCGAUUGGUGUCGCCCAUGGACUGGAGUACCUGCACAGAGGAUGCAACUCGAGAAUACUCCAUCUUGACAUCAAGCCGCAAAACAUCCUUCUUGAUGAAGAUUUCUGCCCUAAGAUCUCCGAUUUCGGUCUUUCAAAGCUGAGCAACAGGAAAGAGAGCACCAUGUCUAUGAUGGGCGCCCGAGGAACCGUGGGGUACAUUGCCCCGGAAGUCUUCUCAAGAAAUUUCGGAGUAGUUUCGGACAAGUCCGAUGUCUAUAGCUUUGGGAUGAUGAUCCUAGAAAUGGCGGGUGGAAGAAGAAACACUGAGGCUGGACUUACAAACAGCAGCGAAGUUUAUUUCCCGCACUGGGUGCACAGCCGAAUGACGUUGGAGGAGGAUCUGAACCUGCAAUGGAAUAUGAAUGAAACAGGAAAAGAAGUAGCGAAAAAGAUGAUUCAGGUGGGCCUGUGGUGUACCCAAACAUAUCCGAGGAACCGGCCUUCGAUGGAUAGGGUGGUCGAUAUGCUGGAGAGAAGGCAUGAAGAUCUCGAAGUACCACCGAAACCAUUUCCUUCUUCUCCUGCAUCGCACAUCAAUCCUGCAACAUCUACUACUCUUCAUUCAUCACAAGACAGCAAAAAGCCUCUUUCACACUAUUCACAAGACUAGGAAGGGAGUCGAUUGCAGAUAAGCUAACCACUGUCCAAAACCUCUGUUUCAAUGAUGUACGUAAAGAUAUUCAUAUUAUUUAUUCUUGGGCAGAUCCAGAACACUUGAAUGUAAAAGAUUGCCACUUUAAA